This is a messenger RNA of Hibiscus syriacus, 1484 nucleotides long. RefSeq names its product BOI-related E3 ubiquitin-protein ligase 1-like. Gene Ontology annotation, molecular function: ubiquitin-protein transferase activity. The transcript is spliced from 3 exons. The coding region runs from base 306 to 1304 and encodes 332 amino acids. NCBI's taxonomy places the organism in Eukaryota, Viridiplantae, Streptophyta, Magnoliopsida, Malvales, Malvaceae. The record is from RefSeq and is a predicted model, not a curated record.
AAUGGAGGUGUGAAAGUUUUGAUAACAAACACGAGAGUUGUCUCAUCCCAUCCCGAAGAAGAAGAAAGCAAAGGCAACAAAUCCAAAGCAAAUAAAAGAGUGAAUUGGACUCAUUCUUUCUUUCCCCCAUACCCAUUUCUCUCUCUGUUUCCUAUCUAUAUAUCAUCUAAAACAACGCCGGUAAGAUAGAAUAACGAAGAAGAAGAGUGAUUUUGCACCAGGCAUCGGCUUCUUGUUCACGACCUUUGUCUUUCGUUAUUGAUUUUCUUCAACUUUAUUGCUUUCCCGUUACACUGUUAUCUUUAAUGGCCGUUCAAGCUCAAUACCCUUCCAAUGUCAUCUUCCUCAACAGAGGAGGACAAGAGGGGAAUGAAUUUUCAUUGCAGCAACAAGCAGGAGGAGCUUUUCUGGAUCAAUCCCAUAUGUUCUUCAACAAUAAUAAUAUCAAUCCGAGGAAAAGAGGACGGGAAGUUACAGCGGCGGCGACAAUAACAACAACGCCGAUCAAUUCGUUUUCUUUGCAAAUGCAACCGCCGCAGUUGCUAGAGCUUUCCCCGCCCCACCAGCUGAAUGCCGUCUCCACCGGCCUCCGAUUAUCUUUCAGCGACCAACAGCAAAGUCAGAAUCCAAAUUUUCAAAACAAACAGCAGCAACAACAAGAUAUUGUUUCCAGCUCCACUGGCUUUUUGUCCAUAGCAUCCGACGAUUUGGGUACUCAAAUCAAACGCCAGAGAGAUGAAUUGGACCGGUUUCUGCAAGCCCAUGGAGAAGAAUUACGCCGAACGUUAGCGGAGGAAAGGAAUAGGCACUUCCAUGCGCUGCUGGUGGCGGCGGAGGAAUCAGUGGUGAGGAGGUUAAGGGAGAAAGAAGAGAAGCUGGAGAAAGCAUCACGUCGGAACGCCGAGCUGGAAGCACGCGCAGCGCAAUUAAGCGUAGAGGGGCAGGUUUGGCAAGCUAAAGCUAGGGCACAGGAGGCGACGGCGGCUUCGUUGCAAGCGCAGCUCCAGCAAGCUAUGGUAAGAGGCGGGACUUCUGUGACACAAGAUAGAAGGAGAGGGGAGGAGGGGCUAAAUAGCGCCGGAGGAGCGGAAGGGCAGGCGGAGGACGCAGAGUCGGCUUACGUGGACCCCGAACGGAUGACAGCUUCGGGACCGUCUUGCAAGGCGUGUUGGACACGCGCCGCCUCGGUAGUGUUGCUGCCGUGUCGGCAUCUUUGCCUUUGUACAGAGUGUGAUCGAGUGGCGCAAAUGUGCCCCGUUUGCCUGGCCGUUCGAAAUUCUAGCGUUGAGGUGUUUCUUUCUUGAAAAAAAUAAAUUAAAAUAUUUAAAAAAUAACUUGGCUCUCUAUUUAUUUUUUUAAUUUAAUUUCUUUUUGAAGGGUCUGUUACUAAUGGUUUUUUACGGAAAACCCAGAAAUUUUAUCUUUUCUUUUACUUGGUUCCCAAUGUACAUAGGCCACUUGGGUAAUGGCGUUGCCUUUCUCUU